UCGUCGUGAUCGUAAUGAGUUUCCACCGAGCAACUUCCUGAUUGCAGAAUAAUAUGUUCCGCCCGAGUGAGUGGGUGGCUUUUCACGUCAACAUGGUUUCGUCGGUGGACGCAACACAAUUAUGUACCUUUUCAAGUGGCAUUUACUGGGCUAAUGAGGAAACAAUCGAGGGCCGUUUUGCGUCGGGCAGCGCCGGGUACCGUCAGCGAUAACAUGAUUGAACGGUAAAACAACGCACCGGUGGGCGUUGUUUUUGAUCACGUGAUUCAAUAAUGGAGAAGUAACCUAAUUUGGUCGCAGCGUCGCCUAAUUUUCCAAUUUUAUUCUCCGUUCCGUUUCAGAUUGUGGUGUUCGUCCCGUUCUCGGCAGCAGCCCAAAAUCGUCUAGCGAGCCAUGAAGCAAAACAGGUGACAGAGACGGCGUGCGUCAUUCGCAUCGGAAUCAAUGGCUGCAAUCGCCAUUGAAGCCUCCAAUAUUCGUACUACGACGACGACGGCGACGGGGAAAUUCAACAAAACUGAUCAUAGCCUGCUCCGGUUGUAGCUGCAGCUGCAAAUACCACACAGGCCCUCGUGGAAAGCCGUGCCUGCGCGUCCCGUCACCAUGGACGUUGACAGCUAUGACAGCGGGGACUACAAUGGCACUGAUUACGUCAAUCGAACAACACCCAUCUAUUCGAUUAAUCCGGAUUUUAUGACACAGUGGAAGCUGAAGAGAAAACAGGAAAAGUUCUGCAAGCAACUCUACAAAAGAUUAAAUCUACUAAAUUUUCCAGAAUGCCAAAACUUGCUCGGCAUUCCUUCGUACCACCGUUUAUACGAGAAAGCUUCAAGUGCGAGCAGCAGCAGCAGCAUCGGCAUCGGCAGCGGCACCGGAGGUGGCACGGACUUUGAUAAUCUGCACGAGUACAGCAACUGGUUUACGAGCAACAACUUUAGCUUUCUGGAGUGGAGCAACGGCAGCAGCGGGGGUUCCGCCAAUGACACGACAAUCGAUGGGAACGGCUUCGUCAUCAAUGGGUCACUGCUGGGCGUCGGCGGACCUGGGCUGGACGGUGGGGAUGGCCUCGGACCGGUGCUGCCCCCGUUCGAACUAUGGCAAACGGUCCUGAUAGCGAUAUGUUUGGCGAUUUGCAUAAUACUCACCAUAGGUGGCAACAUUCUGGUCCUGCUGGCGUUCAUCGUCGACCGGAGCAUUCGACAGCCGAGCAACUACUUCAUUGCAUCGCUAGCGGCAACCGAUAUGCUAAUAGGGACCGUCUCCAUGCCAUUUUACACGGUGUACGUUCUCAUGGGCUACUGGGAUUUGGGCCCGCUGCUGUGCGACUUGUGGCUGUCGGUGGACUACACCGUCUGUUUGGUAUCGCAGUACACCGUUCUGCUGAUAACGAUCGAUCGGUUCUGCUCGGUGAAGAUAGCCGCCAAGUAUCGGAGCUGGCGAACGAAGAAUAAGGUCAUCUGGAUGGUAACCAUCACGUGGAUCAUUCCGGCUCUGCUGUUUUUCAUCUCGAUUUUCGGCUGGGAGCACUUUGUGGGCUACCGGGAUCUGGCUCCCGGUGAGUGCACGGUGCAGUUUCUAAAGGAUCCUGUCUUCAACACGGCUUUGAUUAUUGGCUACUACUGGACCACACUGGUAGUGCUUUUUGUUCUAUACGGUGGGAUCUACAAAACUGCGUACGAUAUGCAGAAAAAGAGUGAGGCCAAGCAACGCAAGAUGCAAUCGAUGGUGGCAUUGGGUAAUGCGAUGACUGGGAUGGCCGGACGAGCGGCGGGUAUAGGAUUAUCUAAAACACAGAGCACGUUGCUUAGUCAGGAUAAACCACUGCCACUGCAAGCUACCCCCGCGUCAAAUAUGAUGCUUUCCCCGACCCUUGCGUUGACCGCUAGUCAAUCGCAAAAAGAAGAAUUGGAAUCGAGUAGAAAAAGUUCAGUACCGAAGUCGAAGAAUGAGAUGGUUGUCGAUCAGAAGAUGGGUAGAGACGAAAAAGAAGGAGACAAGAGCGAACGAUCCAGUAGCCCGGCGUUUGAUUCGGAUGAUGAAAGUUCAGCAAAUACCAAGCAGCUACAAGAGGAGGCACGGGUGGCCAAGAAGAGAACUUCAUUGGCUGGACUGCUCGUGGGCGCUUCUGCGACUGUUUUAUCGAAUCGAUACAACAAUGGGGCAGUGAAAACAACGACAACUCCUACAACUGAGCCAGCGAAAACGAAAAGAUCUCCGAGCAACCCUGUAAAAAACGAAGGACUGCCAAAAAUAUCCGAGGCGAGCAUUAUGGACUCUGAGCAUGCCGACGGAAAACCUCAGGUGUCUCCACUGAAGCCGACUCCGGUGCAGUCGCCCAUUUCUCCUGUGGAUAUUGAACCACUGGUGGUGGCCAAAUCCGAGCGUGCGCCGGAGAUUUCGCACACAAUCCUAACGCCACCAUAUGGUUUUCAAGGCAGCCGACGAGCUUCCGAAAGUCCACCGUCCAAAUCAGACAGGCCUCAUAGUAUAAUAAGUCAAGGAGAUUCGACCGUUACGUAUGACGCGAUGGUCGGUAUGGAUGGUGCCGAUCUCCGUUUCAUGGACGAAAGCUCAGUGGUGGUCUCCUCACCGCAGUACGAGAGUCCUCCGUCGGCGUUCGUUGCCGUGCCACCUCGUUCUCCAGCACAUUCUCCUGCACAGAGCAUAGCGAACCCUUCGCUUCUCCAAAAGGCUCUCAUUCGAGCAACAGCGCAGUCUCAGCAGCCACCACCAACUGUGCUACUGCGAACCAUUGACGUAGGUCCCCUCUCACCAACGGGUCCACAGAACUCGUUACAACCCAUCAACAAGUUUAGUACAACAGUCACAGUAGCCUCUCAAAAUCCGGCCAAGCCGGUCACCGUGUUGAACAGCUCCUUCGCAAACCAUUCAAAUGUGGAUCAGGCCUUACCGCAGCACUCGCAAGUCGACAGCCCAAGCCUUAAUUCGAGAAUGCAAUCAAACAAUCCUACUUCGGUUUCAAGCACAACUUCGGACUCGAAGCCUUCGCCUGCCCCACCGGUGGAGCCCUCUGCUACAGCCCCCUCGACAACGACAAGUACGGCGGCUCCAGCGUUAGUCACUUCAGCACCACAAACGAACGCACUACCCAGCACCACGACCGUGCAAACGCAAGUUUCUUCCUCCACCACCAACAACACCCCCAGCGGAGCCACAAUCACCAUCAACCCCUGCCUGGAACGGCAGACGUCCAGCAAGCGGGACUUCAUCCGUUCGAUCGGCAAAAGACUGAAAGGCAACAAAAAAGCCGACUCGCUCGGAGUCGGCCGGCAAAAGUCCAAAUCCGAAAACCGUGCCCGCAAGGCGUUCCGAACGAUUUCCUUCAUCCUGGGCGCCUUCGUGGCCUGCUGGACGCCGUACCACAUCCUGGCGCUGGUGGUCGGGUUCUGUCGGAACCCGCCCUGCAUCAACGAGCACCUGUUCAUGUUCUCGUACUUCCUGUGCUACGCCAACAGUCCGAUGAACCCGUUCUGCUACGCCCUCGCCAACCAGCAGUUCAAGAAGACCUUCAUGCGGAUUCUGCGUGGGGAUCUGCAUAUGACUUAA
Armigeres subalbatus is the source of this 3567-nucleotide messenger RNA. It is a transcript of the gene mAChR-B, whose product is annotated as muscarinic acetylcholine receptor gar-2. Gene Ontology annotation, cellular component: plasma membrane; dendrite. Bases 604 to 3567 code for a protein of 987 amino acids. NCBI's taxonomy places the organism in Eukaryota, Metazoa, Arthropoda, Insecta, Diptera, Culicidae. The record is from RefSeq and is a predicted model, not a curated record. Gene Ontology annotation, molecular function: G protein-coupled serotonin receptor activity; neurotransmitter receptor activity. The transcript is spliced from 3 exons. Gene Ontology annotation, biological process: G protein-coupled receptor signaling pathway, coupled to cyclic nucleotide second messenger; synaptic transmission, cholinergic.